Messenger RNA from Brienomyrus brachyistius, 6632 nucleotides. RefSeq names its product chloride channel 2c (gene clcn2c). The transcript is spliced from 25 exons. The record is from RefSeq and is a predicted model, not a curated record. Gene Ontology annotation, biological process: chloride transport; transmembrane transport. The coding region runs from base 225 to 2957 and encodes 910 amino acids. Lineage: Eukaryota; Metazoa; Chordata; Actinopteri; Osteoglossiformes; Mormyridae. Gene Ontology annotation, molecular function: voltage-gated chloride channel activity. Gene Ontology annotation, cellular component: membrane.
CACAAGUCACCAAGUCCCGCCUCAGCACGGAGCGAUUAAAAAAUGUGAGGAUAUAAAAUGUAGGACCAGGACAGGUAACCGUAUCGCACGGGAGCCUGAACGCAAAGUACCAGCUGUUCUGGGCUGGCUUGUCAGGUGUGCGUCCUGCUGUCAUUCGAAGCGCCGGUCCGAACUGUCCAGGCGUUCAGAACCACGUCGGUGCCGGGCGGGAGCUUAGUGCAGCCAUGGCUGGGGACGGGGCGGAGCAGCGCGCUCUACAAUACGAGCAGACUUUGAUGUAUGGCAGGUACACGCAGGAGCUGGGUGUGUACGCCAAAGAGGAAGCAGCACGCCUGCGGGACGAAGGGGGCCUCCGGCGUUCCGUCAGCGAGAGGAGCCGUUCCAUCGAGCUGCUGGAGUACGACAAGGGCCACUGUGCUAAGUGCAGGAGAUUUCCCUACAUCCUGGAGCCUCCGCCUCAGGACUUUAUCUCUGUCUGCACAGUCCGCUGUCAGAAGUUCCUCAUCUCACGGGUGGGCGAAGACUGGAUCUUCCUCAUCCUGCUCGGCCUCCUGAUGGCGCUGGUCAGCUGGGUCAUGGACUUCGCCAUUGCCAUGUGCCUUCAAGCACAGAAGUGGAUGUAUGGAGGGCUGGAUAGCAACGUGCUCCUGCAGUACCUGGCGUGGGUCACCUACCCUGUGGUCCUCAUCACGUUCUCUGCUGGGUUCACACAGAUCCUCGCGCCACAGGCUGUCGGUUCAGGGAUCCCGGAGAUGAAGACCAUCCUCCGGGGUGUGGUCCUCAAAGAAUACCUCACCUUCAAGACCUUCGUGGCCAAAGUCAUUGGCCUGACAUGUGCGCUGGGCAGCGGGAUGCCCCUAGGGAAAGAGGGUCCGUUUGUCCACAUCGCCAGUCUGUGUGCAGCCCUGCUGAGCAAGUUCAUGUCGCUGUUCGGUGGGAUCUAUGAGAAUGAGUCUCGGAACAUCGAGAUGCUGGCCGCCGCCUGCGCCGUGGGUGUGGGGUGCUGUUUCGCCGCGCCCAUUGGGGGCGUCCUCUUCAGCAUCGAGGUCACGUCCACCUUCUUCGCCGUGAGGAAUUACUGGAGAGGCUUCUUCGCUGCCACCUUCAGUGCCUUCAUCUUCAGGGUGCUCGCCGUGUGGAACAGAGAUGAGGAGACCAUAACUGCUCUCUUCAAAACCCGGUUUCGGCUGGACUUCCCGUUUGACCUACAAGAGCUCCCUGCCUUUGCUGUAAUCGGGAUUGCCAGUGGCUUUGGAGGUGCCCUAUUUGUCUACUUCAACCGGCUCAUAGUCCAGUUCAUCCGCAAGCAGAAAGCCAUCAACAAGUUCCUGAUGAAAAAGCGACUGCUGUACCCUGCCCUGGUCACUCUCCUCGUCUCCACUCUCACCUUUCCUCCUGGGUUUGGACAGUUUAUGGCUGGGAAGCUGACCCAGAAGGAGUCUCUAGUGACCCUGCUUGACAACCGCACGUGGGCAAAGCAGGGCAUCGCAGAGGAGUUCGACUACAUGGGCCACUCGCAGGAAUGGAAACACCCGCAGGUCAAUGUCUUCGUCACCCUGGUCCUCUUCAUCGUGAUGAAGUUCUGGAUGUCUGCUCUUGCUACCACUAUCCCUGUACCCUGUGGAGCCUUCAUGCCGGUCUUUGUCAUCGGUGCGGCGUUUGGCCGGCUGGUCGGAGAGAGCAUGGCUGCCUGGUUCCCCGAUGGGAUCCACACUGACGGAACCAUCUACCCCAUCGUCCCCGGCGGUUACGCGGUAGUGGGUGCGGCGGCGCUGUCCGGUGCGGUCACACACACCGUGUCCACGGCGGUCAUCGUGUUCGAGCUCACGGGCCAAAUCUCCCACAUCCUGCCGGUGAUGAUCGCCGUGAUCCUGGCCAACGCCGUGGCGCAGAGUCUGCAGCCGUCGCUCUAUGACUCCAUCAUCCGCAUCAAGAAGCUGCCGUACCUGCCUGAGCUCGGCUGGGGACACCACGAGAAGUACAACAUCCGCGUAGAGGACAUCAUGGUGCGUGACGUGCGCUAUAUCACCCUUAACUGCUGCUACAGGGACCUUCAUGAGGUCCUGCUGACAGGGCAGCUGAAGACCUUGGCGUUGGUGGAGUCCGCAGAUUCCAUGAUCCUGCUGGGCUCCAUCGAGCGUUCCCAGCUGCAGGCCCUCCUCUCCCAGCAGCUGGGCCGUCCGCGCAGGCUGGAGUUCCUGCGCCAGCGUUCCCUGUCCGCCAAGAAGAGCCAGGCGGUCGAGGAGCCCGUGCAGAAGGUCAACCAAGAGGUCCGCUUCCAGAUCUCCACGGAAGAGUCAUCCUUCAGCCCCUCGCACACCGUAUCCCAGAAGCCCCUGAAACCGGCUCUGAAGAGGUCAUCCGUGGUGGAGAGGAACAACGUGGAGACUCCAGCUAGUCCCCAGGAAAACACCGGCAUGGCCCUGAAGAGCCUGUUCUGUGCUCACCCUGACGCAAACACUGCCGAGAGCAAUGAUGGGGCAGUGGCUUCUGAAAACAGGAAGCCCAAGCAAGUCAGGAUCUCCGUUGUGGAUGACCUGGAUUUGGAGGACGAUAUGACCCUCCGAGAGAUCGCUGAAUGGGAAGAGCAGCAGUUGGAUGAGCGGGUUAACUUCAACAACUGCAAGAUUGACCCCGCCCCUUUUCAGCUGGUGGAGCGCACAUCACUCCAUAAGACCCACACUAUCUUCUCACUGCUGGGUCUGGACCACGCUUACGUCACCAGUAUCGGCCGGCUCAUUGGUGUGGUCUCGUUGAAGGAGCUACGGAAAGCCAUCGAGGGCUCGGUGACUGUGAAGGGGGUGAAGGUACGCCCCCCACUGGCCAGUUUCCGGGACAGCGGUACCAGCAGCAGCGAGACCGAAGCCACAGAACUGCACAAGCUGUGGGACCGGCACCGGAGCCUGGCGCUCCCGCGGGAACACCACCCCUCGGAUUCGGAGGACAAGUCGCAGUGAGGGGGGCUGCGGUGGUGGGAGGGCUGGGAGGAGCAUGUCAGCCCCCAGAGAAUGUCAGUGCCAUGAUCUCUCUGAACUCCGUAAGCUCUCUGCCGGCUCCUCCAAUCAGAGCUUCCCCAAAUCAGAAUCCCAUUCUGCUUCCACACUGACUGGACUUUCCUGUCCUGGGUGGGAAUGGAGGGACCAGGCGAGAGAAUAAGCCCAUAUCUCGGACUCGCUGCUCUGGAGUGUGUGUGUGUGUGUGUGUGUGUGUGUGAGAGAGAGAGAGAGAGUGACAAAGAGAGAGUGUCUACCUCUGUGUAGGUGUGAGAGUGGAGGACACGAUUUGCGUGAUGUCUGGAGUUUUAUUUGCGUCUUAACAGUAGAAAUGAAUUAUUUUUUAAACUUCACUCUUCGUGUUGAGAAGAGUGCAUGAUGAACAUCUGGUCUUCUCACAGGAGGCUCUUCUCUGAACCUUGUCUUCCACAUCCUGGGGUUCAGUGGUACUUCCAGCCAACAUUCCUCUUCCUCUUCUUCACAUGUAUCCCACCCAGAAUCCAUCCUUGCUCAUCUCACACCCCAAUUUUCCACUGCGGUUCCUGCAUCCUGUGCUCGUGUUCGCAGGGGGAGCCCUGCGUAGUGCCACCUUGUGGUGUGGUAGAAGGCACACAUAGCACAGCCCUUUCUGUCUCUCACACACACACACACACACAUACCUAUGCAUGCAGCCUUUCCCGUUUCUACAGGAAGCACAAGAGGGUGUCUGUGUUCAGCACGGUUGGUGCUAGGAAGUGUUUUUUUUUUUUUACCACUGAUCUCUAGUUAUUUUCUUAAGUUGGUGUAAGAACACAAAAUCGGCCUCUGGCACUUUUUAACUUAUUGUGGAAGCUGCCGUAGUCCAGACAGAGCCUUCUUACCACCUGAAAGGUGGAUUCUCUUCCGGGCUCAGGCUGCUGACACUCAUUUUAAUAAGACGCUUCUCUAUAUUUAGCUUUUAAUAACCUGAAGAUGGAGGGAGCAGGAACCAACCAUGUUAGGGGUCCUUCUUAAUCUCGCUCAAUGUCUCUGCUAAACGCACACAUGCACACAUUCACUCUCACUGGUCAUUACACUGUCUGUGUGUUUGUCUGGAUGGGGGCUGUAAUUAACACCUCUCUCUGUUCUCGACACAUUUCUCUCAUGCUGCACACUAUAGGGGAGUUACCUAGGGACUCUAUGGCAACCAGUGCCUGGCUAGUGUAGCCUUGGGUCUGUCUGGUCUGGAUUUGUUGAAACACAGCCAGCCAAUAGAGGAAGGGAUUGAAACAUGGCCAGCCAAUAGAGAGAAUGAUUGAAACACAGCCAGCCUAUACAGACCAAACAAUAGCUAAUACAGCCAAUAGAUUAAAAAAAAAAACAUGACUGAAACUCAGCCAGCUUAAAUAUCCAUAGAUACCAGGACUGAAACGCUGCCCAUCUAUAGAGAGGGAGACUGAAACGCAGCCAGCCUAUAGAGAGGGAGACUGAAACGCAGCCAGCCUAUAGAGAGGGAGACUGAAACGCAGCCAGCCUAUAGAGAGGGAGACUGAAACGCAGCCAGCCUAUAGAGAGGGAGACUGAAACGCAGCCAGCCUAUAGAGAGGGAGACUGAAACGCAGCCAGCCUAUAGAGAGGGAGACUGAAACGCAGUCAAUAUAUUUUAAAAAAUCAGGAAGAAACUCAGUCAGCUGCUUGAUACCAUGACUGAGACAUAAGCAGCCAGUCAAAGGUACGACCCUUGACCCUGGGUAACCGGGUCAUGCACAGGACAUGAAACACGGACCAUUUCUUGGUACAACUCAGUUUUUUAAUAGUUUUUAAUGCAGCACUUGGAAAGAUGCAAAUUUUGUCUAAUUUAAUUAACCCAGGUGUUUGAACGCUUUAGCUAUGAGGAACUUUGGUACUAACUGAUAAUUAUUCUAUUACAGAUCAGUAGGUUAUGAACCAAUUAAAUUUAUGUGUAGUGGUCAUGUACCCAAUCUGUAAAAGAAACAUUUCAAUAUUGACAAUUCUUGACUUCUCACUACAAUUGCUGUGUAUUUUAGACCCAUAUGGUGAGUUAAUCAUUACUUUGUGUAUGAUUUUAUGGGGAGGGGGUUACUAAAAUCUUUCCAACGUCAUAAUCAUCUACUCCAUUGACCUCUGCUUGUAUAUGUACCUUGUACACACACUUGAAUGUUUACACAGGCUUACAAGCUUGUACACCUCACCUGUGCUCUAAGAAGACUUGGUCUUUCUCUUUGUAACUUCAUCUUCUGUUUUUCCGUGACACCCGUCCUUACAUGAGAUGAUGCGGUGCUGUGUUGUCAUGACGCCCAGCCAUACUAAAGGAGGACUCCAUGUUGCCGUGACACCCAGCCAUGCGUAAGGUGCCACAGUGUCGCGUUGCCAUAACGUCCAGCCAUACUAAGGAAGACAGCCUUCGUGUUACCAUGACGCCCAGCCAUACUAAGGAGGACAAGCCUCUGUGUUGCCAUGACGCCCAGCCAUACUAAGGAGGACAGUCUCCGUGUUGCCAUGACACCCAGCCAUUCUGAUUGCAACACUGACUUUCCUUAAGUGUGCCUAACCAUGCCCUUACCAUCUGUCUGUCUAACUCGGAUGAACAAAUCUGUGGACCUGCCAGCCUGUGAUCUUGCUAUGCAUGGACAUAACUCCAUGCUUUCCCCCUGCACAUCCCUGCUCUGUCACAUUACCGGGAUUCCCGGUAAAGGAUGUGUUCACCAGAAAUUCUUUGGGUGUAAGAUUACACCCACACGGAAACCACCUUCCAAGCUACAAACAUGACCAAGAAUCGUUUUUCCCUAGAGCAUGUGAUAUUCAAAGUUGCCAGUUCCUUCGUUUGCAACCAAAAAUAUGGAAUGAAAAUGUUUUAUUGUCUGUGUUAUGGUACAUGUUCUGUAAUCACUGUAACUGAAUUAUAUUGUGGGGUUUCGCUUCCUUUUUACCGCGCUUCCCGGUGUUGGGUUCCACGUCACUUGGCAAUCAGCACUGACCUCACAUUUCCACAACGCGUGGCUUUUGUCGGUAAACAUCCCGAUCUGCUGAGGAGUCACCGGAUGCCUUGACUCCUAACACCUCACAGCACAGCAUGAAUCCACAUCUCAAACAUCUACAGAAUUUGUGCAAGAUCCAUUUCACCAAGUGCCCCCGGGGUGUAGCCUGGGUCUACCUGGGCAUGCUUGGAAUAGAUGCAAGCCUUUAAUCUCCUCGCUGAUACCCAUCUGCCUCCGAAUCACAGCGUUCUAACCGUUUUUUUCUCUCCGUUAUUCAUACAUUUCCUCACAAACUUAAAAAGGCAGGUGCAUAUUUAUUAAAAUGUAUUAAUCAGCAAGGGUAACAUGGAAUUCUUAUUUGAUUUGUUAUUAGGUAAUAAAUUUGUGCAAUAAUGAUCGUUCAUCUCACUUUAUAACCAGAUUUUAAUCGAUUACUUGACAUGAACACAAGAUAACCUUAUUUUUGUAAAGAAAUGGAAUAUAUAAUGUAUGUGUAAAUAUAAAAUAAAUGACUGCGGAUGUUGUUUUCCAGCCGUUUGUGUUAGUAUUGUCUGCCUGGUUGUCUGUCGGGCUCUAACCCUGAACUUGUAAAUACUGUACAUGCCAGCGUCGAACAGACGAGAGGUUGACUAAUUUUAUUUUUGUAUAUCGGGGAAAAAAUAAAGCUUUAACAAACGUUGAA